Messenger RNA from Linum trigynum, 2377 nucleotides. The record is from the annotation of a GenBank genome assembly. Lineage: Eukaryota; Viridiplantae; Streptophyta; Magnoliopsida; Malpighiales; Linaceae.
CCUAACUUCCUAUUGGUUGGAGGCUAGUGUUGUUACAAUAACAACAAGGGCGUUGUUGCCCCUGCAUUUCCCCAAAUUCUCCCAAUCCGAAAUCGAUUCCGGUGCUUAGGGUUCUCGCGAACAGUUGCGAUCGGAAGAGAGAAAAAAAUGGCGAUGAGGAGGUUCUAUAACGAGAUUAAGGGGCUGAAGGUGAAGGAGGUCCCUGACCACGUGAAGCCGAUGCUCUCCCUCGAUUUCGUGAAGAAAUCUGUGCAGAAAGGAUUGGACAAUUACCACGCCAAGUACAUCCAGACCAGCUCCAUCGACCCGCUAUACCACGUCUGCUUCGGCGGGAUGAUCUUCUCUUAUCUUGUCGCCCUCCCGGAAGAGCGCCGCCAUUUGGAGCACCAGCAGCAUGCCAAAGAGCACGGCGGUCACUGAUCUUUUCCUUCGAUUUUCUGCAAUUCAGGUUGUGUGCUAUUCGUUCUUUUUGUUUUCCCGUGAAAGAUGGUGGGCAUUCGUUGGCAAUAUUCAUGAGUUGGAUUAGUAUAUCUGUUCUUGUUUGUCCGCGAAUCAUUUGCAUGAAAGCAAUCGGUGCGGUAGUCUUUUGGUGGUUGUUGUUUAUGCAUCUGGGCGAGAUUUGAUUUACCCUUUAGAUCGUGAAUUGUACAUCAAUGAAAUAUGGUUUGAUUUUACUGCUCAAUUAGUGUACUUGAUUGAUUCAAUCGGGCUAUUGUUCGUCUUGAAUUGGGGAAUUCAGUAGUUUGUUAAUGCUCAUUGGGGAUCAGCAAAUGCUCAUCUAUCUUUUCCCCUUGGUAAGUGAUGUCUGUUGUAUGAUUCUCCGAUGUUUGAGAAUGUGGUCUUAUGUGUGUGCGCGCAAAUUAUCUCCAUUUUUCGUGUUUCCUUUCAUUAUCUAAACUUUGAAUCUUUAGAGCUGGGUUCUUUUGACUGAAUAUUGGGACAUAUCAUAACUCUAGUUGGUGAUAGAGUUGAGAAGGAAAAAUGGAUCAUUGUGUCCAUGGUUGUCUGCUUGUUUAUGUUUACUUACUACAGAGAGAUGUCGUUUGGAAUUUAUGCCUGUGAUGUGAAACCCUGAAGAAGUCGCUGAAUUUGUUGUGCACUUAAGUCAGGAGCCAUUUUGAGAGAUAAAUAUAUUCCACGGUCCUCUGAGUUUGUGUUGUGUUUUGCACGUUUUGUUGAACAAGAGGAAUUAAUAGGGAAUCCUGACUAUGAUUGAGCAUGGAUCCUGAGGUCCUUUCUCUCUGUUCUAGGUGGUUAUCUGAUUCUUUUGGGUUUAUUCUUAUCUUGUUAUUUCUGUGUUUCAUCUUAUUGUGCUCUUGUUUGGUGAGUACCACACCAAAGUAGAAGCGCAUAGCCACUAUAGGAAGUCUUCGAAUUGGCUAUGAUUUCUUCCGAUAAGAGCUUUUGUUAGCCUAUAUGUACUUGUUGGUUGCUAUCCAACGUGGCAGGUGCGUGUUUGUCAACAGCUAGUGCUGGUAACUUGGACAUCCAUAGUAUGACUAGUAGACUUAUUUGUUGUACUCUAUUUGUUUGCUUAUUAUCCACUAGCGAUCUUUGCUGCUGGUUGCUAUGCUUGCUUCUGUGAAUCUAUAAACAUUGAUACAUGGUUAUUGUUCAUGCAGGAUUUGGUGGGGAGAAUGGGUUGAGACGCGGUGUUUGUUAAGGUUGUUAUUUGGUAAUUUUAGAGUUUGUAGGCUGGAAAGAGAUACAGCUACCAUUUGGCUAAUGACGGCUAUAUGAAGUCAUGAAAUAAAUACAUUUGAACUUGUUAUUGCCUUUGAUUCUCCAGUACUAUGCAAAUCAAGUGCUACCAAGGGAAACAUUACUGUUUUCAUAUUUUUGCUUCUGUUUACUGCUAUUGCUACUUUUGUCAUGAAUUGGGAACUUAGAUUGUACAUUUUGGCUAUGCCAAGUCCUUCCAAUGUGGGCUCUUUCUGUUUCUUAUGGUGCUUCCAAAACUAUGGUGGUAGUGGGAUGGCUCGCAACGUGGUUCACCUAAUGCUAAAUAAUCCAAUUUUGAAGUGUGUUUUCCCUUUGAAGAGUGAGGCUGAUUACAAAAGCGGCUUCGAUGAUUAAGAGCUAAGUUGGAUGAUCAUGGAACUUCAACAAAGUUUUAUUUGAGGUGCCAAGUCAACUUUCAGGUGGCUGGUUGACUUCAUAGGGAAGUGGUGGUGGAUCAUGGCAUAAUGCAUGAGAUAGAUCUUGUGGUACCUUGAGGUGCCAUGGCAAUUCUGAGGUGGUUGGUUGAAUUGAAAAUAUGAGGGAAGUAGGAAGAAAAUGAAUGGAUUUUGUGAAGUAAUUGUAAUGAGUAUUUUUAUCUCUCUCUCUCUUUUUUUUUUUUUUAGCCAAGUUGUUAGAAUAACAAUAUUCGAUUUUG